CACUUUUUAAUUAAAAAAUGAAAGAUUUACGGAUAAAGUUCAUUAAAUCUACAAAAUCUGAGCAGAAUAGCAAGCGAGCAGAUUGGAAACAAGAAGUUAUCCGAUUUAAAGUGAUUGAACAACCACAAAACUUAACUUCAGAAAUCUUGACUUUCAUCAAGGAAUUCACGGAAUGUGCCUUUGUGGAAAAGCAGCUACAAUUGAUAAAAACCGCCUAUAAACCAGAAUUAAAUGACAACACGAAGAAAUCUUUUUUGGAAGUGUUUUGUAAAAUUUAUUUUUUGACACCGUGGAAGCAUCCAGUGAAGAAUUGUUUGCAAAAAAUUAUUGACAAUGAGAAUUCUUUCGUGGAUGACAUAAAGAAAUUCAUACAAUCGGAAAUUUUAUACGCUAUCAAGCCCUGUCAGUAUGUCAUUUCUAUUUCCAAUUCGGAGCUUCGUGAAAUCAUCGGAAAUGUCGGUGCAUUAUUAGAAAACUUCAAAAGUGGAAUAAUGGCUUUCCAAGAAUCCCUUGAGCCAAUUCUUCAAGCUUUUGCUUACACUCUUCGUUGGUAUUUGCGUGAAUUACGACAAAAUAAUGUCUCACCAGCUACAAAAAAUGAGCUUUGCAGUUCCGUUCAUAACUUGAUCAAAAUUGUAAUUCAUGCGGUAACGUUAUUUGGGAAAACAAUGAACUACGAUGGAUUUAUUCAAGAAGUGAUGAGUAAUUUAAAAUACGUUUUAAAUCCGUUUCCGGAAGUUGAGAUUCCGAUAGAUACGAAAGCCAAUGCUGGAAUUCUUGCGGCUCACUUUUACAGAGGCAUCAAAGAAGAUCCCUUUCGGGAAAAGAUAAAAGGAAAUGUAACCAUUCCUAACUUGUGUAUCGUUUUUGGGGUAAUAACGCAACUGAGUGAGGAAUAUUUGACGGAUUAUCCACAUGCAUUGGAGAAAAUAUUGGAAUUUUUGCAUCCAGCUAUGAUUUCCAGCACACACGAUUCAUCAAUGGCUCUUUUUAUCGCACGUGCGGUGUCUCAGUUGAGCAAACGACUUGAAAUGUUACAGAAAACGGAGCAAACAGAGAAAAUGGCGAAUAUUUGUUUAGAUUAUGCGAUUCUCUCGCUUGAUCACGACUUGGAUGCCGUUAAAAAUACUGCGAAGGAAGUUAUUCAAAGUCUUGUUUCCAUUGGCCUUAAAACGUUGCCAACUAUUCUAACAACAAUAUUUACCAUCAUAAAGGCCGAUUCAACGGACAAACGUCAUAAAAGUGUCAUCAUUUCGUGCGUUUGCGAAAUCGCAGGAGCAAAAUUCGUAUCGAAAGAAAUUCCGGAUGUGCAAAAAUUUUUGCUUGAAGCCUUGGAAGAUGCCAAAAGUUUCAAUACAAAUUCCGAGACAGUUUUAUGUUAUGAGAAAUUGAUGACAAGUCGUUUGAAUAACGGAGUCGAUACGAAAAUUUUCUUCCAAGAGUUUAUUCGAAUAAUUUUAGAUAAAAUAGCGGGCACAAAACCGGAUGCUGUGGAGUUGAGAAAGAGUUUAUUGAAGCUCUUGCAUCGAUCAAUUAAAAAAUGUCCCGGAAUAUUGGAGUUGUUAUUAGCAGAGAAACUUCCCAUUGACAUAAGUUUAUCAUGUUUGGGAGCAGCAAAGAAAUCGGGAGUGUUGAAUGAAAAAAUUUCGACACAAACGGAUUGGAAAUCAAUCAUUCCUUUCAAAGUUAUUAAAGAAGCCAUGGUUGUAAACGACGAACAAGUACGGAUGGCAGCGUUGGAAUUGAUUGUUGAAGUUCAUCGAUUAACGGAAAUUUUCUCACAGGAGGAGUUUGAAUGUAUUUUGUAUUUCUUGAAGCACAAUAUCAAUACGGAAAUUCCAGCAAUCCGAUCACAAAUUAUUGGUCAUAUGCGAAAUUGCUUGUUCCGCAUCGAGAACGGACUAAAUUUUUUCAAUCGUAAUCCGGAAGAUGUCAGAGGAAAACUUUACAAAGAUUUUAUUAAUAAUCUUGCUACAUUUUGUUUUUCGAAUUUCUUCGUGGGAGCGAAUUUUGGACGAAGGACCGUUAGUUUGAAGAUUUUGUUGCAAAUGAAUGAGAAUUUGAAAAGCUUUCCGAGUUUAGUGCAUGAAAUGUGGAGCAUCGAGCGAUUUGACGUGAUUUUAAGUCUUUGUAACGAUACCUACGAAAGCAACAAGAGCGAUGCGGUGUCAUUAUUAAAAAGUUGCCCAAAAGAAUUCAUGCAUAAUCGAGAUGUAAAUGUAGAAACAGUGCAACAGAUGAUCCAAAGUUGCAAACCAAUGACAUCGUUAACAGGUGCUUAUUACUUGGAGUUUCUCGUUUUUGUGCAUAUCGAUGAUGAGAAUAGGAAAAAAAUUAAUUUUGUGGACAAAAAUGAAAGUUAUUCGGUUCUGAGUGCCGUUUUGUGGCUAGAAAAGCUUUUGAUCAAGAGUUUUGAUGUCGCAACAAAAUCUUUAAUUAAUGCUGCUUCACAAUGUCCAAUGUAUGGAGAACUUUUUGCUAUAAGACAUUUGUUGUCCAGAAUUGAGUUGACAAGAGGAGAUCCGAGCAAUGAAGAAUGGAAAUUAUUUCUCACGAGAUUCAUUCCAUUUUGUAACAAAUUAACAGAAGUGGCUGCGCCAAUCGUUAACAAUUCAUCACCAGAAGGUCAUUUGCCAAAUGAUUUUUCAUCGAUGAAGGCCUAUGCGAAUCCCAAUGACGAACAAAUGUUGGAUAAAGUGACUCCUCAAAUGGUUUUAUUGUGUGCUUGGAGAACUGUUAAAGAAGUUUCGUUGCUGCUAGGCGAUUUGAGCUUUAAAGCUCCAUUGAGUGUUGAAAAAGAUGAUACAGGUUACAUUACCGUUGAACAAAUCCUUGCAAUCGGGACUCAUUUUACGACUUUACUAUCAGAGACGAAACAUCGCGGUGCCUUUGAACAAGCGUAUGUCGGAUUCACUCGUUUGUCGUUGCGAUUGUGGUCAUGCAAUGCUCUGGAGCUUCAUUCGUUGCCAAUGCGCUGGUUGCAAAGCCUUAUCAAAAUAAUUGCUGGUGAAGCAAUCUCCACAAAUGGACUCGAUAUGAGUGUCGAAAAGCUCUGUGCGACGAGACGCAGUGCUGGCGUGCCAUUUUUGAUGCAAGCUCUUGUCACGGCCGAAUUGCAAGUCGGAAAAUCCAGCGCCUUAAAGUUUUGCAUGGAAAAUCUUUUGUUCAUCGCUAAACAAGGAAAUGUACCAGAAUCUCGUACACAUGCCUUGAAUAUUUUACGUGCCUUAUACCGAUGUUCCGAGCUUGCACAAGCAGUGGGCCAAUAUGUCUCCGAAGGUUUCGUGGUGGCAAUUCAAGGUUACGACGCCGAUUCGUGGGCUGAGCGCAAUUCCGCUACAUUGCUAUUUUCCGCUCUCAUGUUGCGUGUUUUUGGUGUUCAACGACACAAAGAUUCAGAUGUCAUCAAUAUUAGAAACAAAAUGACCGGGCGCACGUUUUUCCAACGUUAUCCGGAAUUAUACGACUUUUUCUACGAAAUUCUCAUUGAAAGUCGUAAAAUAUCGCAGGCUGGAAAACGUUGUCGAAAACUCCAUUCACUACUUUUACUAAUGGGAAGACUUUAUCCGUCAUCGUGGGAAGAAAUUGAUUCAAAUUUGUCAUUGACGGCAUUUAUUCCACUUAUUUCGGGAUGUACAGCAAAUGCAGAGCUGAAAACUCGCCAAUUAGCAGCUAAAAUUAUUCCGAUAAUCAUACCACCGAAUCAAGUGUUGACACGAAUCUCGGAGCUGGUGGCUGUUGUCUGUAGUGAGAACGAUUCAAAAACUUCUGUGAACAGUUAUCAUGGAGUACUUUUGCAAAUUUUCUAUCUCGUACGAAGUCUGAGCCAAAAAUCAUCAAAAGAUGAAGAAAUCUUGACUAAAAUAUGGAUGAAAAUUCAUAAUUACUUACCUCAAAAUAGCUAUCGACAUAUCCCUUUAAUAGUUGGGACUUUUAUUGAUAUUUUGUUAGAAAUUUAUUUAAUAAAUCCACAUCUGACUCUAAAUCGAGAGGACCUAAAAUCUGUCAUAGAAGCCAUUGUAAAGACAAAAGACACGCAACCCAGCUUAGGAUUUGAUAUAAUGAUGCGAAAAUACGGAAUUUAUCACUUUUUAUCGUCUAUCGAUGUUGAUGCUGAAAAAAUGGAAAAUUUCUUUUCAAACCUCUUGAACCUAAAUUUCGGCUACGAUUUUCAAGAAUCUAUAUUGAAUUUACUACUACUUAUUACAAACAAUGUGGAUCAACAAGAUUUGGAAAUUCCUGAUCUAGAAGUUGCCAUUUCCAGUAAAUUAAUUGAAAAAUGGAACAAUAAAACGAAAGCUUUUUUGAGUGCAAUCCAAGUAUCAAACGCAUUUGGAGACUAUUUGAUCGAUGUCAUUAACCAAAAUUUUUAUCAUCAGUGCACUUUUAAGGCUUAUCUCUUGAUUGGACAAUCAGAAAAAUAUCUGCAAAAAUUCAUGACAAACAAAAAAUUGUCUGACUACAAGUCGCUGAUUAAAUUAGCAGAUGAGCAUUGCGGAAACAGUCGUGAAGCAUUAUUUGCAUGUAUAGAAAAAUGGCUUUGCAAUUCCUUGCCAGAGAGUGUUGAUUUGGAAUUUUUGACAGAAAUAGUUACUCCUGACAACAGCGACAACAUGAAAAUGAUUGGAAUCCGAAUUUUAAGAGAAUGCUUCGUAAAGACAAAACUUUGUGAGAAAAAGAAUGAUACUGCAUUUAUUUCAUAUUUCUUCUGGUCGCUUUUUGUGCUUUUAAGGGAUGAUGAAGCCGAUAUAAGAUACGAGACCGCAAGUUUAGCCAUGGACAUUUCAAAUGCGGUGACAGGAGAGCAAGAUAAUCAAAAUGUUAUUGCAUCGAUAGCUAUGGAAAAGCUAUUUUAUGUGCUUAAUUUCCUACUGGAAACGAAUUUUGACAAACAAGAAAAAAUAAGAGUUUAUGAAGAGAUUCUUCGAUUAGACAAGCUAUAUUUGGAAGUAGAUAACGAAACAAACGCCGUAAUUGAUGAUGCUAAUCGUUGUUUUGAUAAAAAUGAAACCAAUCUAUUUGGGGAAAAUAAAUUUGUGCAAGAUGAGUGUCACAGAUGGCUGUCCUUGCUAUGAAAUUCUACCUCAGGCUAAAAAUUUAGAGGAAUAAAAAAGAAAAUAUAUAUUUGUAUAUUAUUUUUAUUAAUUUAAUUAUUUUUCUUUUGUAAUGUAAGUUAAUAUAAUAAUCAAUAAUCAUUUAGAGACUAAAACUUUAUUCAAUUUCAAUUUAAUUAUUUUUUUUACCUACAAUAGUUUUUA
Molecule: messenger RNA, 5258 nt
Organism: Culicoides brevitarsis
Lineage: Eukaryota; Metazoa; Arthropoda; Insecta; Diptera; Ceratopogonidae
Gene: THADA
Product: tRNA (32-2'-O)-methyltransferase regulator THADA
Exons: 6
Coding region: 18-5075 (1685 amino acids)
Biological process (GO): tRNA methylation
Cellular component (GO): cytosol
Source: RefSeq, a predicted model, not a curated record